UCAAUUUAAGUAUGUAAAAUUUAGUUUAUAUUUAAAAAUUGUUUGUUAUGAAGUAGUAUUAUAAGUUUCUAAAAAUACAUGAAUGCGUACAUUAGGAAGGGCUGAAGGAGUACAUUAUCAUGUUUCACUAAAAUUUAAUUAUGUUUAUGAUAAAUUUGACAUGUGAAUAAUUAAAACAUUUCAUGUAGUUGUUAUGUCACUAACUCGGUUUUAUUGGUCAAUGGAAGCAGGUGAAUCCGAAAGAAAAUAAAAAGUCAAUGUAGACAAUGAAAGUAAUAUGAUUAGUUGAUUACAAUAAGAAUAGUAUUUUCUUUUGAACUUUUUGGGGGAAAUAUGUUUACUACUGGUUAAAGUGCAUAAGAUAGGACAAAAAUUUCACCUCGAGUCAUAACAUAAAGGCAUCGAACCUUCUCAUAAUGCUGAUCUCUUGUUUCGUCCCUGACCAGUCUCCUUGUCAGCAGAGUUAAAAGUUAACCCACUGCCCCAAAAAGAUAAUACCACUAUUUGUAGACGUCUAGUAACUAGAACAGCCUUUUGAGAGAUUCGUGUAAACAAAUUGAAAUAGGUUUUUGUGUAAAAUUAAAAUAUACUACUAGUAUAAACAGUUUUAAGAAAUGAACAAAAGGAAAAGGAAAGUGUUUUCUUCUGGUUUGACUUAAUAAGUUGGACCCCACUAAAUCUCGAUAAACAGAGUUGCUCUCUGCUUCUCGCUUCCGUGUCCUCUUGCCCUAUGUUUCCGUUCCUGAACUUUCCAUUUUUCCAAUAUUUUAUAAAACUAUUUUACAAACAAUAAUGCAAGAUAUAAAAUGUUUUCUUUUGUUAAUACAAAUUAAAAUACUGCAUAAAUAUAUAAGUAAAGUUCAAUCUUGAAAUGGGAAUAAUAGUUUGGGAUUUGGUUGUCUAGCUAAAAAAUAGGAGUCAUGUUAUAUUCAUGAUACUAUUAUUUAUUUAUUUAAUUUGUUGCUCAAAAAAAAAUUGUAUACGAAGACAAGUAAUGAACUGUUACUUUAUGUAUUUGAAAAUACCCGUGAAGUUAGUGGUGGUGUUCUUUGUCUUGUUGAUUUAAAUGGGGAUGCAUGGGAUUUGGCGAGAUCACAAAUAUAUUAUUCAUGGAAACUCAUUUAAUUAAUUUGCUUCAUUACCUCUGAUUCGUUUCUUCUUUUAAACUAAUCUUGAUUGACUUUGCAUGUCUGAAGGUUUAUAAUCAAUUAAUUACAGUCUCGGAAAAUCUGGAGAUUCAAGAGGCACCACUCUUCUUGGUGUAACUGUUAAAAAAAAAUCUUAAGUGAAAAUUUUCUCUCCUGUCAUCAUCAAUGGUCCAACCUGUAAUUCUCUUAUUCAUAACUCUCUCUAUCUCUUUUCCCCUUACAAAACAAAUCUCAUAAGAAAAAAGAAACAGAACAUCUCUCUCUGAGAGCUUCCAUGUCUGAAACCAACAAAGCUUGACUCUUUCCCCUCAAGUCUCCUCUUUCUUGCAAACCCAUGAAGUUUUCUCGGGAAAAUAUGAAUUGGGUUUUCUCAGAAAUCAAAACAACUCAGAACCUCCUCUCUCCUUCAUCACUUCCCCGACCACCACCAUUAACCAUCCGACCAAACACAAACUCCGACAUAAACAAGAUCAAUCCGAGCAUUCUCCUGAUAAUCAUCAUCCUCUCUAUCAUCUUCUUCCUCUCAGGUCUCCUUCAUCUCUUAGUCAGAUUCCUCCUCACACCGCGUAGAAGAGACAGAGAAGAUUACUUCGACAACGUCACUGCACUUCAAGGCCAGCUUCAGCAGCUUUUCCACCUCCACGACUCAGGAGUCGACCAAUCCUUCAUCGACACGUUACCUGUCUUCCACUACAAAUCCAUCAUCGGUCUUAAGAACUACCCUUUCGAUUGCGCGGUCUGUCUCUCUGAGUUCGAAACAGAGGACAAGCUCAGGCUUUUGCCUAAAUGCAGCCACGCCUUUCACAUGGAUUGUAUCGACACGUGGCUUCUCUCUCACUCUACUUGUCCCUUGUGCAGAUCGAGUCUCCUCUCCGACCUCUCUCCUCGACAAGACCCUCGUCCCUCUUUCCUCCUCGUUCUUGAGUCGGCGAGUGAUCAUAGCUCGAGAGAGAUUGUUGGAGAUAGAGAUGGUGCAGCUUGUGUGGCUGCGAGGGAUGCUGAUGAUGUGCAACCUAAUGCUCAUUCACGAUCCAGUUCUCAUCUGGGCAAUGAUCUUGGAUCGACCCGUGUGGAUUCGGGUCGUAAAGAUCAGUACCAAGAUGGUGAACUGGGUGGUUCGGUCGAAAAGGUUGUUCCCUUUGCGGUUAAGCUAGGGAAAUUUAGGAACACGGAUGUUGGAGAAGGAAGUAAUAUCAACAAUGACAUUGGUACUAGCAGCAUUAUAGUUGAAAGGAGAUGUUUUUCAAUGGGAUCAUAUGAGUAUAUUAUGGAUGAAGAAACCGCUCUUGAGGUUCAUGUUUCAACCAAGAAAGUAUCAAGCAAGAACCCUCGCUUGCCCGGCCACAGGACCGCCAUGUCCGAAUGCGGGUUUGAUUCUAGUGGGAGAGUGAAGUUUAAUGGGAGCGGCUCGAUGAGGAUCAUGGAAGAAGCGACCGAGAAGAGCGUAGUAGAAAGAGAGAGCUUUUCGGUAUCAAAAACUUGGCUAAGGGGUAAGAAGGAGAGACAGGGUAAGAUUCAAGGAAAAGAAGAUAGUUCAUUGGUUUCUUUGUAUUCGGGAAGAGCAUUCUCUUUCGGGUUUGAUAACCCGAAAGAGAAUGCGAAAAGCGAGAAUGGUUGUGAGGAAGAUAAUCAAAAGGUCGAAAAUGCAUCAUCUUUGGAGGUGAAAACACCAUCUUUUGCUAGGAGGACUAUGCUUUGGCUUGCAGGGAGACAAAACAGGGUUGUUCAUUCUUCUUCUGCUGCUAAUGUCUAGUUUCUAUAUCUUUUUUUCUUUUUCUUCUUUUUCCAUAUUUAAAUUUCUUUUUCAAUUGUUAUUUUGUGUUAGUCCCCAUAAGUUCAAAAACAGAUGAAUCAUUGUAGAAACGUGUGUUGAAAUAUAAAUAUUGGUAGGCAUAGAUUGUUAAACAUUUUGGUGCGUCAUGUUUUUGCAAAUCUUUUUCAGUUCUUAA
This is a messenger RNA of Brassica rapa (field mustard), 3097 nucleotides long. RefSeq names its product RING-H2 finger protein ATL13. Lineage: Eukaryota; Viridiplantae; Streptophyta; Magnoliopsida; Brassicales; Brassicaceae. The record is from RefSeq and is a predicted model, not a curated record.